Molossus molossus (Pallas's mastiff bat) is the source of this 3333-nucleotide messenger RNA. RefSeq names its product chromosome unknown CXorf38 homolog (gene CUNHXorf38). The transcript is spliced from 7 exons. Bases 22 to 984 code for a protein of 320 amino acids. NCBI's taxonomy places the organism in Eukaryota, Metazoa, Chordata, Mammalia, Chiroptera, Molossidae. The record is from RefSeq and is a predicted model, not a curated record.
CUUCCCAGGCAGGCGCGGAAAAUGGUGCUGCCUGAGCUGGCCGCUCGCCUCAACUGCACGGAGUACAAGAACUGGGUGAAGGCGGGCUACUGCCUGCUGCUGCUGCGCGGCUGCCUGCAGGGCUUCGUCGGCCGGGAAAUGGUGGCCUUUCACCGCGGCCUGCUCGCCUCCGCUCCCGGCCUGAGCCCCGGCACCACCUGCCGCAGCGGUUCGCGGUGCAGCCCGCGCGCCCGCCAGUUCCAGCCUCAGUGUCAGGUGUGUGCCGAGUGGAAGCGGGAGAUUUUGAAACAUCACACCAACAGAAACGGAGACGUCCACUGGGGAAACUGCCGGCCGGGCCGAUGGCCCGUGGACGCUUGGGAGGUGGCCAAGGCCUUCAUGCCCCGAGGACAGGCAGACAAAACAGGACCUGAGGAUUGUGAUGCCGUUGCCCUUUUAAACCUUAUCAACUCCUGUGAUCACUUCAUGGUUGAUAGGAAGAAAGUCACAGAGGUCAUUAAGUGUCGUAAUGAUAUCAUGCACUCUUCAGAGAUGAAGGUGUCUUCUACAUGGCUUCGAGAUUUCCAGGUGAAGAUCCAAAAUUUUCUGAAUGAAUUCCGUGGUAUCCCGGAGAUUGUGGAGGUGUACUCCAGAAUAGAACAGCUGUUGAUAUCAGACUGGGCUGUUCACAUCCCCGAGGAAGAUCAUCGAGAUGGGUGUGAGCAUGAAACAGGUGUUUACCUGAGUGAGAGCCAAGUGAAUGAAAUAGAAAUGGAAUUUCUAAAGGAAAAACUUCAAGAGAUGUAUCUUCAAGCAAAAGAACAAGAGGUGUUGCCAGAAGAGAUCUUAAAUCGACUGGAAGUGGUAAAAGAAUUUCUGAGAAACAAUAAAGAUCUUAGAAAUGGCCUUACAGAAGAUCUACAGAAGCUAGACAGCCUGCAUCUGCAGCAUCAAAAACUGAAUUCAAAAGAACCUGGGGCACAGACACCUGAAGGGGAGGCCUAAGGUUCCCCUUGAACAACAGUCGGACAUGUUCUUUGAAAGUCAGCACGGCUUCCAUCUCAGCCAUCAUCCUUUUCUGUGCGAAAGGAGAGACUUACCAGAGCACUCGACCCAACCAAAAAGAAAUGUUUGUUGUCUGUUCCUGAACUUGCCUUUAACUCUUCGGGAGUAUAUUUUUUAUAUUCCUAAGCUUGGUGUUGUGUGAUCUCUACUGACCAAAAAAUAUUAGACACUCUUAUGCCAAAACCAUUAGCCAGGAUUUUUUUGUUUUGUUUUGUUUUGUUACUGUUUAAAAGGUGAGAUUCCUUUCUUCUUCUAAACUGUCACUGCCUAAACACAGUAUAAAGGCUGUGUGUGGCCAGGCCCGUGUGAAGCGCCCUGCAGAGUUCUCUGACCACUGGCAGACAAGUCCUGCCCCGCCCCGCCCCCUCCCUCCUGAAAGUCUCACUCAUUCAUGAGGAUGCCCCAGGGGCGGUGAGCAGUGGUGUAAAAAUUGAGAUAGAAAUCCUUCCUUUUUUGGAAGAAGGCAAGAAAAUUUCCGGAAAGGCCAUUUUCUAGCCAUUUCCCAUCAGUUACAGAACUGUUAACGGUAACUAUUCCUGGUAGCCUGUGGCAGUAGGAUAAAGGGGUGGGCCCAGGCUGGUCAGUGCGAGGCUGGAGAACACAGCGACUUGACUGACCAAAGGGUGGGGGAGGGCGCGGUUCCAGGCCAGCCUCACAAACAGGGAUGUUGGGGAAAGCUCCGCAGUUGCUGGCUUGUCCGUGGCACUUAGAAAAAGAAAACUGUGUUGGCAGUCACAGCCCUUUCUGUUCACUUCGAUCCCAAGUGCUGAGUACCCCUCCUGUGCUCAAUGAAUAUUCCUUGACUGCCGAUAGCUUAGGAGUAUUCAUAUGUAGAUGUAAGUGUCAGUUAUACUGUUAUGUAAGCAGCCUGGUCCUUCCUUAGGAGAUGUAAGAAAAUUUCAACAUUCUUAUGGAAAUUCAAAGACAUUUUCUUUUAACAGAUUCACAAAUUUAUUCAUACUUCCUCUACUCCUUUUACCCAAAAAGUCAUCCAUUUCUGACUUUGUUUGUUUCCUGAAUUGUGAUGCCAUUGUCCCGGUCUGUGCUGUGCUGCUUAACCGGACCACGGACCACGUUGCCUCUGAACCUUCAGGGACAGAAUUGCCCCCGUCUGCUGCCUGGAGGAAUGUUCAAGGGAAGCCUAGCUCUUUUGCUUCCUCAGCUGCCCAUCCAGGAUGUGAUCUGUAGUGAAUGGGCUGAGGAUGGGGAAAUGUUUAAUGUAAAUCUGUUUACAUUAAAAGGCAUUUAGUGUAAUUGUGUAAAACCUGGAUGAAUGCAGAUGUGCCUGUAACUUCCUGCAUUAAUCUUUCUUGUUACUGUUUGGUCUUUAAUCUUGCAGUUUGUUUCUCCCUUCGUUUUAUGGAGUUCCUUGAGAUGACUUCCAUAGUAAAGUAAGAAGAAUUUUCAUUCAUCUUACAACUCCGCCCAAACUGAGAAACUGAAUUAUUUCCUAGCUUCUAGAUAAAAGAUACAGAACUUGGCAUCAAAUUAAAUAUUGAUUCACUAACAAAUUUCCAACUUUAGGAACUUGGGAUUAUGAACACUUUAUUUUCAUACCUCUCGUAUAUAGUUAGCUUUUCCUUAUCUAUCCAACAACAAUUUAUCAGUGUCAGCCAUAUGCCAGGCACUGACAUAAAUGCAAAUGUGAAGAUUUUAAAGGUAUGGUCAAUGUUCUAUGAGGUUUCAUCUUAUUGGAUUUAAUGUCUGCUCUGAUAAAUUAAGAUAUUGUUCAGAAAACUAUACUGGCAGCACUUAAUUACAUUGAAAUUGAAAUAAAGGAAGACAUUCCCAGAGAGGGCUCAAAAGCAAAUGUGGCGUGUAUAGGGACAUCUACCUGUGGGCCUCUCUUGUACAGACCUAUGCAUGCGAGCACAGAAUAUGCACCAAAGGGUAGUCAUAGCAAAAUUGGCAGCCAGCCCUCAGGACAGGGCUGGUUAAAUAAAUCACAACACAGCCAUGCUACAGGGUAUUACGUAAUUGGUAGAAAGAAUGAGGAAAUGCUGCAAUGCAGUAAUAUGGACUAACCUCUAAGACAUAGUAAAUAGAAAAGCAGAAUGUUUAACAAUGCAUAGCAUGCUAUGAAACUAUUUGUACUUUAAAAUAACAGGUCGGGAAAGUUGUGUUUUUCCAGCUUUGUUGCUGUUACCUCCAAAAGGAAUGGGGGUUGAGAGGAGUGGUUUGAACAAAUUGGGCUUUUCUACUUUGUAUACUCCCACAUGAACUUUUUACAACAAAUAUGCACUCGAGUAUUUUUAAUUUUUUUUUUGUUUAAAAUUUUAUAUUUCAAAA